Molecule: messenger RNA, 468 nt
Organism: Capronia coronata CBS 617.96
Lineage: Eukaryota; Fungi; Ascomycota; Eurotiomycetes; Chaetothyriales; Herpotrichiellaceae
Product: 40S ribosomal protein S18
Exons: 4
Coding region: 1-468 (155 amino acids)
Biological process (GO): translation
Cellular component (GO): cytosol; ribosome; small ribosomal subunit
Molecular function (GO): RNA binding; structural constituent of ribosome
Source: RefSeq, a predicted model, not a curated record
AUGUCUCUCGUCAGCGGAGAGAAGUCGAACUUCCAGUACAUUCUCCGUCUUCUCAACACCAACGUCGAUGGCAAGCAGAAGAUCAUGUACGCCUUGACCCGGAUCAAGGGUGUCGGUCGCCGCUACUCCAACUUGGUGUGCAAGAAGGCCGAUGUCGAUUUGAACAAGCGUGCCGGUGAAAUCACCACCGAAGAGCUCGAGCGAAUUGUCACCAUCAUCCAAAACCCGACUCAGUACAAGAUCCCAGAAUGGUUCCUCAACAGACAACGCGACAUCGUCGACGGCAAGAACUCGCAAGUUCUGGCAAACGGCAUGGAGAGCAAGCUGCGUGAGGAUUUGGAACGUCUCAAGAAGAUCCGUGCUCACCGUGGUCUCCGACACUACUGGGGUCUCCGCGUCCGAGGUCAACACACCAAGACCACUGGCAGAAGAGGUCGCACUGUCGGUGUCAGCAAGAAGAAGGGUUAA